UGGUCCCGGGUGCAGGCGCGGCGAGGCCGGACGCGGGCGCAGGCGCUGGAAGAUGACUCGCUUCGCCCUGACCGUUGUCCGGCAUGGAGAAACAAGAUUUAACAAGGAGAAAAUAAUUCAAGGACAAGGAAUAGAUGAACCUCUUUCAGAAACUGGAUUUAAACAAGCAGCUGCUGCUGGUAUAUUUCUGAGUAAUGUAAGAUUUACUCAUGCUUUCUCCAGUGACCUCAUGAGGACAAAACAGACCAUGCUUGGAAUUCUGGAGAAAAGCAAAUUUUGCAAAGAUAUGACAGUAAUGUAUGAUUCAAGACUUCGGGAAAGAAGAUACGGGGUUGUAGAAGGCAAGGCACUGAGUGAGCUGCGGGCCAUGGCCAAAGCGGCUGGGGAAGAGUGUCCUGCGUUCACACCGCCCGGAGGAGAGACGUUAGACCAGGUAAAAAUGCGUGGAAAAGACUUUUUUGAAUUUCUUUGCCAACUAAUUCUGAAAGAAUCAGCUCAAAAAGAACGCUUUUCCCAAGGAGCUCCAAGCAACUGUCUGGAAACUUCUUUGGCAGAGAGAUUCCCUUUAGGAAAAAACCAUGGCUCUGAGUUGAAUUCAGGCGGCGGUGCGCGAGGGUUAGUAGCCAGCGUCCUAGUUGUGAGUCAUGGCGCUUACAUGAGAAGCCUGUUCGAUUAUUUUCUGACUGACUUUAUGUGUUCCUUACCAGCAACCGUGAGCAAAUCCGAACUUGUAUCAGUCACUCCCAAUACAGGGAUUAGUGUCUUUGUCAUAAACUUUGAGGAAGGAAGAGAAGUUAAACCAACAAUUCAGUGUAUUUGUAGGAGCCUACAGGAUCAUCUAAGUGGAACAGCUGAAACUCGCUAAGUUUAAAGUUACAACAAAAUCUAAGAAUUUUGAGCCCCUGAAGGAAAUGCCUUUGGCUUUAUUUACUUCUGUUCUCGGCUAACACUGAUUUGGAAACCAUUAAAAGCCAAUUAUAAAGUUCAAGUGGACUCACAGGCACAUAAAACUUUAAUGGAAAACCAUUUAGAAUUGACUUAUUUUGUCUGAGUAGAGUUAGGCGUUUUCCAGGGUAAUUUUACCACCCUGCUCAGUUACAGUACAGGAUUACAAAUGGAUGAAGGAACUCAGUAUUGCAAGUGGGGGAUUAAUAACUUUGUUACCAUGCUUUUUUUCCAUGUUGAUAUUUUUCUUUAAUUUCUGAAAAAUCUAGCAUAUCUUAUUGAUAGUUGGUAAAAUACUGUGUUUUUUACUGUCUCUUCCAGUGCUUGGAAGGAACACUUUAUAAUUCACACUGCAUAUUUAUGAUGACUACGUUAUUAAGAAAAUCCUUCAAAGGAAAGAGUGUUACCAUCAUAAGUUUAUGAAAAGUAAAAUGACACUAAAAUGCUUUACAUAUAAAUCAACUGUUGGAGUUUGUCAUUAUGGAGGGCUUGAAGUAUGGAAAUGUGGAGGAAUACAGUUAAUGUUCGCAGAAUUGUCUGGGAGAAAGAAAUUAAAAUAUCAUUUGAUUAAAAAACAUAAGGAAUCUUUGAGCAGAAAAUAAAAGAAUAUCCUUUUCUAAACAAUUCCUUCAAAAGGGAAACCCGGAAAGCCAAAGAAAAAGUUUGACUAAGAAGAGAAUGAAGAAAAAUAUCCACUUGCUUCUUAUCUAACCUGUAGGCUAAAGAAUUUCCAGUUUGAGGCAGGCUUUAAAGGAAGUAAAUACUUAAUAGUACACUCCAUAGUAACGUAAGAAUAAAAGAGGGAGUUUCCUUAUGAAGAAUGGUGCUCUGACCACAUCUGUGGUUAUUUUGUGGAAGGUACAGGUGGAGGCUGCCUUUUCUUUCCACCAGAUGGCACUGGAGGAAAGGGAUUUUGGUUAAUUUAAUUUUGUGCAUAAGAUUGGUCCUCCAAAAGUCCUUAUCUAGAUGAAGAAAGUAUUUUACAUGUAGUUGCUUUUAAGUCACCAUGUUGAUGAAGCUGUGUGAGUCUCAGCUUCUAAGAGGAUUAAUGCCAAGGUUGUCAGUUAAGGCUAAAAUCACACAUAGUCAACAUUUACUUUAAGCAUCAUGUGAAUCGUAUGUAAUGUUCAAUAUCGUACUGCUUUCGAUGUGUCCAGCACAGCCAGUUUUCUACCAGCACUGGAACGGUGCCUGUGUUUGAGCACCAGAGGAAGUAUACUCUAAA
Messenger RNA from Lemur catta (Ring-tailed lemur), 2170 nucleotides. It is a transcript of the gene TIGAR, whose product is annotated as TP53 induced glycolysis regulatory phosphatase. The record is from RefSeq and is a predicted model, not a curated record. Gene Ontology annotation, biological process: positive regulation of DNA repair; negative regulation of programmed cell death; fructose 2,6-bisphosphate metabolic process. Gene Ontology annotation, cellular component: cytosol. The transcript is spliced from 6 exons. Gene Ontology annotation, molecular function: fructose-2,6-bisphosphate 2-phosphatase activity. The coding region runs from base 53 to 865 and encodes 270 amino acids. Lineage: Eukaryota; Metazoa; Chordata; Mammalia; Primates; Lemuridae.